Molecule: messenger RNA, 3984 nt
Organism: Oncorhynchus masou masou (cherry salmon)
Lineage: Eukaryota; Metazoa; Chordata; Actinopteri; Salmoniformes; Salmonidae
Product: secretory carrier-associated membrane protein 5-like
Exons: 8
Coding region: 534-1235 (233 amino acids)
Biological process (GO): protein transport
Cellular component (GO): trans-Golgi network membrane; recycling endosome membrane
Source: RefSeq, a predicted model, not a curated record
AAUAUAACAUUGAAAAUGGGUGAACCUUUCCUUUAAGAUAGUGAGAGUGAAAUACCGCUAGUAAGCAGUUUUCUUGUUGGACAGUUCUGUCCAGCAACGAUUCCGUUUCCUCAAACCAUUUCCUAGUAGGACGGGUAUGUGCGUAAAGAGAGAGGAGAAACGUGACGUCACGGAAUAGCUUUCUACCCCCAAACUCUCGUUUGGUUUUUGCAGAUUUUAAUCGAAUAUAGAAUUUAUGUCUCUCGUUUUAAUUUCACCAGCGUGUGUUGUGUUUCAUAAAGAAUAUCGUCAUAUAAUGCAAUUGAAGAACGUUGCAUAGUAACAGCAUUCCUGGUUUUGGAAGAAAAAAAGAGGUGCGGGGGCGGUGGGCUAUAAAGGCUACGAGCGCAAAGCACACUGGGAGGGAGAGUCGGUUUUGGCGUAAUUUCACUGUUAACCGACCCAUGCAUUGGGCGCUCAAGGAUAAUUUCUAAGGUGUUGAGUUUUAGUCUGAAUUUUAUUUAUUUCCAACUGGAGGAAAAUAUCAAAUUGUAAUGGCAGAAAACAAUUUCCCUCCCCUGCCUGGCUUCAUCCCUCUGAAGCCGUGUUUCUACCAGGACUUCAAUGAGAUCCCAGAUGUACACCGCUCCAUCUGCAAGAAGCUCUACUACUUAUGGAUCUUUAACAGUGCCACCUUGGCGGUCAAUCUGAUUGGCUGCCUGGCAUGGAUGUGUGGCGGGGGCGGAGCCACUAACUUUGGCAUGGCUAUUCUGUGGCUCAUCCUGUUCACCCCCUGCUCCUACGUGUGCUGGUUCAGACCCAUCUACAAGGCCUUCAAGACUGACAGCUCAUUCAACUUCAUGGCGUUCUUCUUCGUGUUCAUGGCCCAGGUGGUGAUCAGCAUCAUCCAGUGUAUAGGCAUUCCAGGCUGGGGCAUCUGUGGCUGGCUGGCUACCAUCACCUUCUUUAGCACCAACAUAGGCUCCGCUGUAGUCAUGCUGAUCCCCACCAUCAUGUUCACUGCCAUGGCUGUCCUCUCCUUCACCGGGCUCACCAAGGUGCACAACAUGUACCGUGGCUCUGGGGGCAGUAUGAGUAAAGCCCAGGAGGAGUGGACCACCGGGGCCUGGAAGAACCCUCACGUCCAGCAGGCAGCACAGCAGGCCGCCGUGGGGGUGGCGCAGGGAGCCAUGCAGCAGCAACAGCCCCAAUACUCACAGGCACCCACCUACAAUUAUGAUGACCCGGGCAUGUAGGGCAGGGAGGAGGAGAGGGUGGGAGGUAAGGGGUGAGGAAUAGCCAGGGUGACGGUCUGUUUCUGAUCUCGCGUCAGUUGUUAUGAGAGCAGAAACCGAGCCUCCCAGGCUAGGUGAGGGACAGACUGGGGAGAUGAAAAGGGAUGAUCAUCAAAUGAGAACCACAAUUCACGAUUACAUUCAGAUAAUUCUUAGAUAACAAAAAAUAUAUACAGUGGGCAGACAAAGUAUUUGAUACACUGCCGAUUUUGCAGCUUUUUCUACUUACAAAGCAUGUAGAGGUCUAUAAUUUUUAUCAUAGGUACACUUCAACUGUGAGAGACGGAAUCUAAAACAAAAAUCCAGAAAAUCACAUUGUAUGAUUUUUAAGUAAUUAAUUUGAUAAAAAUUACAGACCUCUACAUGCUUUGUAAGUAGGAAAACCUGCAAAAUCGCCAGUGUAUCAAAUACUUGCUCUCCCCACUGUAUAUAUUAAAAUGUGUCAUACUGUUUUGAUUUUGCUUCAAAAGGUUUUUCCUAAAUGUAGGAAUAAUAAUUUUACAAAACUCGGAACAGCUAUCUCCUAACAUGGACCAGCACUCCAAACAUGCACAUAGUUAUUACACAUAGUAAUAACAUAUUACAAACACACGCACACACAAGAUUAGUUUCUCUGCUUCCAUGUGCCAGACAGACACUUGCACUGCCCUGUAAUGCUCAUUAGCUUUGAAUAGAAGAACCCAACACUGUCUUACUAGAGCCAUUGCAACGUUUCAAAAAAAUAUAAUAGUUUUAGUACAUUUGACUUGACACUCUUAUCCAGAGCAACUUACAAUAGUGAGCAUACAUUUUUUUGUACUUUAUGUUUGUACUUGUCCCCUGUGGGAUUUGAACCCGCAAUCCUGACAUUGCAAGUGCCCUGCUCUACCAACUGACCCACACAGGGACCUAGUGGGGUAGGCUUGUGAUGUUCUGUCAUGUUUUUGAAAAACAGUUUAUACUUGUUUUUGCAGUACUGUAUUAUUGUCAAGGAUGCAGUUUUGCCACAUGGACAUGACAAAAAUGCAGAAAGAUCGAAUUUAAUCCUAUUUAAAAAGGAUUAUCACAAUUUUGUCCAUGUUGAAUUUUGAUUUUGUAUCACUUAGAUUCUCAGGAAUAGACAUCUACUUUGUUUUAGACAUAAAAUGACUUUAUUGUAUUCAUCUGUUUUUUUUUUUUUAGAUCUUAACUAGCUGCUAGAUGGCUAAUAGCUACAUGUUAGUCUGUCUACAGUAGAAAUACCAGACGUUCUGUUGGCGUCUUCAACCUUAGCCAUAUUAGAGGUGUUCAAUUCCUCAACAUUUUCAGAUUUAUUUCAGGUUAUGGGGAGUGUGUUUUGAGCGAGCAUGUUAUUCUGUUGACUAUAAGUGAAAUAAUUAAUAGAUGUUUAAUAAUAACAACCAAUUUAAGCACACAUGUAUAGUGUUAAGGUCUUACGUAUAGGAUGGAACAUUCCAGAUAAGUAUAUGACUACUGUAACCCAGUUAAGAAUUUAGACUAGGUGAAACAAAAAUCGUUCUGUCUGUAAAGGGGCAGAUAGUUCUGUCUAUAGGGGGCAGAUAGUUCUGUCUAUAGGGGGCAGAUAGUACUGUCUAUAGGGGGCAGAUAGUACUGUCUAUAGGGGGCAGAUAGUUCUGUCUAUAAGGGGCAGAUAGUACUGUCUAUAGGGGGCAGAUAGUUCUGUCUAUAGGGGGCAGAAGGGAAUGAUGGAAACAAUGGAACAUUUACAAAACGUAGUCUUAAUUCCCCAUUGAAGAUAUAGUAUUUGCUAUUUGUAGAUGGACAGAUGUUAGAUGUUAUGAAUGUUUAUUCCCAUUGGUCAAUCCUCUCACUAAUCCUAAAGUGAACCCUGUGAAGCGAAUGCUUUUUUUUAAAAAAAGACUACAUUACCCAGGGGGCAAAUCUGGUUGUAAUGAUGUCAUCGUGACAUCAUUUCAAACAGUUUUGCCUGCUGGGUAAUGGUGGAGUUUAACCUUUACAAGUGAAAACAUAAAAUGUGGCUGUCAACGUUAGUACAUGAGUAUAGAUGUGAUAUGGUAUAUAUAGAAAACAUUGAAUAUUGUUUAUACAAACAUCUCAUUUUAUGAACAGAAACGGGAAGAAAAUGACUGUAGCCUUUAUGAGUAUCGAUGUUUUCAUUUAGAGAUGGAACUACCGCAUAGCUACAUUUGACUGCAGUGGAAAAUGUUUUAGUCUCAAGAAAGUUAACUCUGAAAAUGUAAAAGAUGGAUAUUACAAAAAUGUGUAAUACAAUAUUAGACUUGAAACAAAUGUGAAGAUGUGUACAUGAAUGCCAGAUAUUUAAAAAAACAAAAAAAACAGUGAAUUGUCUUGUCUGAUUGUGUGAUGAUGUUCAAUAUGAUUUUAUUUUAAAUAUUUCUCAAAACUUUUGUUGUUGUUGUUGUACUUUUCCUGUAUAAAUUCUAGAAGGUAUAUGUGAGGCAGAGUGUAUAUGUUCUAGAAGGUAUGUGAGGCAGAGUGUAUAUGUUCUAGAAGGUAUGUGAGGCAGAGUGUAUAUGUUCUAGAAGGUAUGUGAUGCAGAGUGUAUAUGUUCUAGAAGGUAUGUGAGGCAGAGUGUAUAUGUUCUAGAAGGUAUGUGAGGCAGAGUGUAUAUGUUCUAGAAGGUAUGUGAGGAAGAGUGUAUAUGUUCUAGAAGGUAUGUGAGUGUAUAUGCAGCUCUGCUCUUUCUGUCUCUCCACAGUCGUUGGGUGUAUAAAAGGCUUCUAAUGGG